AUGGAUUGCACUCCAUAUCAGAAUGUUUGUUAUGGGACUCACAUGCUGGCAGUCGAGGCUGACGACUGGUGGCUAGAGACUCGUCAGAGGUUGAAGACUACUGGUGAGGUGGUUACUUGGGCUGUGUUUCGUAGGGAGUUCCUGGGGAAGUAUUUUCCUGAGGAUGUUCGUGGAACUGUCGAAUCUAUGAGGAGGACAACAAUGCUCAUUAUAAAGUUAUUAGUGAGAAGUGAGGUAAUAACCACCAGAACCGUGGCAAGCCUUAUGAUGCUCCAGCUGGCAAGGGUAAACAGAAAGCUGCACAAGGUCAGAGGAUUAGUGGGGGAGAUGCUAUGUUUCAAAUGUGGGAAACCUGGUCACAAAAGCAAUAUGUGUAAUGCUGAGGCACAGAGGUGUUUCCGUUGUGGGAAGACUGGACAUAUGGCUCUUGAUUGCAAGCAUAAGGAAGUUAUCUGUUUCAUUUGCGGUGAAGAGGGGCAUAUCAGUGCUCAGUGUCAGAAACCUAAGAAGGCACCAGGCAGUGGGAAGGUGUUCGCUUUAGUUGGGACUCAUACAGCUAGUGAGGACUGA
Vicia villosa (hairy vetch) is the source of this 570-nucleotide messenger RNA. RefSeq lists its product as uncharacterized. The record is from RefSeq and is a predicted model, not a curated record. Gene Ontology annotation, biological process: positive regulation of cytoplasmic translation. Gene Ontology annotation, cellular component: cytoplasm. NCBI's taxonomy places the organism in Eukaryota, Viridiplantae, Streptophyta, Magnoliopsida, Fabales, Fabaceae. Gene Ontology annotation, molecular function: mRNA binding; zinc ion binding; single-stranded RNA binding. Bases 1 to 570 code for a protein of 189 amino acids. The transcript has 2 exons.